This is a messenger RNA of Epinephelus lanceolatus (giant grouper), 2915 nucleotides long. Lineage: Eukaryota; Metazoa; Chordata; Actinopteri; Perciformes; Serranidae. The record is from RefSeq and is a predicted model, not a curated record.
UGAACUUAAAUAGUCUGUAAGAGCUGGCAGCAGAGCAGUGGUUACAAACUCCUCUCAUAUAGCAGAAACAUUACCUAUCUGUAUCUUUAAAAAAGACAAAAAAAACACCUUUAUAGAGGUAAAUAGUGUUCAGCCUUAAUCUGUGGGAGUUUCUCUGAAAGCACAAUGUUGAGAAUUUGCGGCAAAGCUCUGGUGGGGAUGGUGAGGCCCUUUCACUUGGUGAAACCUGUAUCAGUGACCCUGGUUCCUGGCAGAAACCUGAUCCAGCAGAAGGGAUUGCCCAGUCAGCCUGUCCCCCCUCUGCAGCAGACUUGUGAGCUCUACCUCAGCUAUAUGGAGCCCAUUCUGGAGGAGGACGAGUUGAAGCGAACCAAAAAACUGGUGGAGGAGUUUCGGAAAGCAGGAGGAGUCGGAGAAAGACUCCAGAGAGGCCUGGAAAUGAAAGCACGCAACACUGAGAACUGGUUUACAGAGGAUUUUGUCAGGACUGGAUUUCUUGCUGCACGAAAACCUCUCGCAGGUGUAUCAAAUUCUGCAGGGUUAUUUCCCAAAAUAGACUACAGUGAUAAAAAGGAAAAAAUAAGGUAUGCUGCCAAACACAUAGCAUCUGCAAUGGAAUUAAAGACAAUGAUUGACAAUGACACACUACCAGCUGAGCACAUAAAAGGGACGCCACUGUGUAUGAAGCAGUUUGAGUAUUUGUUUUCAUCCUGCCGUAUCCCUGGUGCGACAGUGGACACCAUGGAGUUCUACACCCAGAAACACAUCACUGUAGUACACAACGGUCAGUUCUUUGUGAUGGAAGCAUACAACAGUGAUGGGAGUCCACUGACAGUUGAUCAGCUCUGUGUUCAGCUGGAGAGGAUCUGCAACUCCUCACUACAGACCAACAUGGAGCCUGUUGGAAUCCUCACCACCCAGCGUCGUGACAACUGGAGCAAAACCUACAACAACCUCAUCAAGGAUGAGACCAACAAAGAGUCAGUGUUGGCUAUCCAAAGCAGCAUCUUUACAGUGUGUCUGGAUGGAGCGAUGCCCUCAGAGUCUAAUGAGAUGUAUCGCAUCAGUGCUCAUCGUCAGAUCCUACAUGGAGGAGGCAGCCAGUGGUACAGUGGAAAUCGCUGGUUUGACAAGGGGCUUCAGAUAAUUAUUGGAGAAGAUGGGACAUGUGGUGCAAACUUCUCAUGUACAGUUGCUGAUGGUGUAGUCCACUCAUCCAUUUGUGCGAAGUUAAUAACAGACAUAAAAAAGCCAGACGUGCAGAUGCAGUGUCCCAUGAAGCCUUUACCCGUUCCCCAGAAAUUACACUUCAACCUCACACCUGAGAUCAAGAAGGACAUUGAGGAGGCCAAGCAGCACAUGGACGCACUGGCUGACGAUCUGGAUCUGAGCUGUACGGGAUUUGACCACUUUGGGAAAAACUUCAUAAAGGCUCACAAGAUGCGCCCCAAUGCUUUCGUACAGUUGGCGCUAAAGCUAGCUUACUACAGGAUGUACCAGCAGAUCUGUCCAUCACUGGAAUAUGUCUCCCUGCGUGCGUUCAAACUAGGACGUAUCAGUAUGAUGAAUACAAACUCGCCUGCCUCAGCUGCCUUUGUUAAGGCCUUUGAUGACUCCAAAAUACAGAACCCAGAGAAAGUUCAUUUAUUGGAAAAAGCUUUAGAGUCACAUGCAUGGUACACUGACAUGGCAUUUAGAGGCCAGGACGUGUCUUGCCACCUCUAUGGUCUGAGGUUGCAGGCUGAGGAAGAAAACAUCCCCUUGCCCAAAAUCUUCACAGACCCCUCCCUUUUUAAAGUCUUUGACUGCAAACUUGGUACAAGUUAUGUACUACGAUUCAAUGGAGUUUCACCAUGUUAUGGCCCAGAUGAACCUGAAAAAUACGAAGUGCUCUAUAGUAUUAUGGACAAUCGCAUUGAUUUCACUGUGUCUGCUUUUAAAUCCUACUACACUGACAAAGAAAAAAAUGCAGCAUAUUUGGCCCGAGUUGUGGAGGAUGUGCUGUUGGACAUGAGGACCCUGCUGGAACAAACUACAACAAGCUAAUCCAGAUUUGAAACAAUUGUGCAAUUUGCUUUGCAGAGAGUUAGAUAAAACUGACACCAUUCUCAUAUCUGUCCUUGUUGUUUUGAAUUGAUUUCACUUUAUUUUAUAACAAAGAGAAAGGAGGAAGAUAUGUGUACUAGAUAUGUAAGGGUAAGAAAUGCUGAUGCAAUCAAUACAUUUCGGAAUGACCUCCUUAGAGAACAAUGGAGAGGAGUUUAUGUAGAUGAUGUCAACGCUGCAUAUGAAUCAUUUCUAAAUCGCUUGUUAUUACUGUAUGGCGAACAAUUUCCAUUAAUAACAAAUAAACAAAAAGGCAAGUAUAGUAAAAAACCAUGGAUUACAAAGAGUUUGCAAAACGCGUGCAAGAAGAAAAAUAAGCUUUACAGAGACUUUAUAACUUAGAACCAAGGCAUCUGAAAAGCAAUACAAAGUAAAUAAAAAUAAGUUUACAGUUAUACUAAGACAAGCCAAAAUGAAUUAUUAUAAUAAAAGGCUAUUAGAAAAUAAAAAUGACAUUAAAAGUACCUGGAAUAUUCUGAAUGAAGUAACUGCCAAUAAUCCAGUUCCCACAAGUAAACCUAGCUUUUACAUUAAUGAUAGCAAGGUGGUCCUAAAAAAUCUGAAAGAAGUGGUGAAUGAAUUUAAUUCCUUUUUGUAAAUGUUGGGCCGAAUCUUGCGAAAACUAUUAAACAACAUGAUAAUGGACAAGCAGAAGGUGGCUGGAAUGGGGAAAGUAAAGUAUUGCAAUCUAUAUUUCUUGGAGAAGUGAAUGAGAGUGAAAUAAUUUCUAUUGUGACGAAAUUUAAAAAUAAGACUUCAACAGACAGUGAUGGGAUUGACAUGAUCAUUGUUAAAAAAAAAAAAACAUU